GCUUUUUAGUCAAAAUUCGAUCCUCGUCAAGAAUUACCUACGAGCUCCUUCUUAUGCGCCAAAUUGCAUCUAUAUGACCCCUACCAAGCCAAUCAUUUUCCCAAUCAUUGGCAAUACACCUUUGACGGGCUGCCUUUCAGUCACAGUCACCGAGUCGAACCAUCUUAUCCACGAUGGCCUCCCGAUUCACACAGCUCCAAGAACAAGCUCGCAAUGGUACUAAUUCCCCAGUGCCUAGAUCAGGUGUUAUUCCAGGCCGCGAGGAUGCGCAUCAAUUGAAGUUCAAGCACGGUUCCGUCAGUUCCACAUCUAAGAAGCUUCCUGGCAUUACGCCAGUGCCAGUUUAUACCUCGAACCCCCCUGCCUAUCGAACCACUUACCCUCCCGCCCAAUAUGUACCUGAACAAGUUUCUUCAUUCGGAGGAGGACUCGAUGACUCCACUGUGGCUUCAGACUUCGACGAGACAAUCACUAGCGAUUUGGCAGUCCCUCACCAUUUUGCAGAAGAUGACGAGACCCAACCUUUCGAGGAUGAGGAACCAUAUGCAUCGCAACAAGCAGAAUACCAAUCCUACUCUCAGUCCCAGCACCCUCGAUUAUCAGUCCAGCAUAGACUUCAACACAAGCAAAGCCAGUCACCAAUGAUCGAGCAGAACGCAGAGCAAGAGCUCUUGAGAAUUAGCGGUCAGUUCGGUGGCCAAAAGCAUGGAAAUCUUGUUGUCCGUUCUUUGGAGGAUCCCACACCAUCUCGAGCCAAGCGUCAAUCCAGAAAGCGAUCGCGUUCUGGAGACCACAAUGCUCAACCAUCCAUAAUUGUCGAGGAGCGUUCGAGUCAGAUGGAUGAUGUCGAAGAGAUUAUGCCUCAAUUACCAGAAUCCGAAGUGCUUUCCGAGAACGAUGAGUCCGAGGAGGAAGACGCUCCAACUCCCAACCCUAGUCCAAGCAAGAAUCGUCGAAAAAAAGAACCUCUAAUCUCGCAACAAACUCCUCGUCCUGUAAAGCCCACCGAAGCCCCCAAGAAGGAUCCUAUUGUCCCUGACUAUACCGAUGCACAACUUCGCAAGAUGACAUAUGCCGAGCUGGAGAAUGAAUCAUGGGAGAAGAUAGAUGACAAGAAGACCUUCCAAUUGGCCAAGCCACUACGGGAUACCAGUGCUCUGGAGGAGAAGAUGGAGCACUAUGCUUUCAAGGAGGGGCAGGAUGCUCAAGUUGCAUUCUACGGGCAACUUUCACAUAGUGACUGGGAGAAUGGAGGCGAUUGGUUUGUCGAACGUUUCACAGAUUUGAUGAAUGAACUCAAGAAGAAGCGCAUUGAGAAGAAGGCGAUCACUCAGAAGUAUGAGGCAGAACUUAGUGCUCGGGAGAAGUCUGUGAGAGGCAAGUCUGAUAACCUUGAUCGAGAGUUCAAGGAUAUGAGAGUUGGUGGAGAAGGUAUAUUGAAAGGCAAGAGAGUCUAACUUGGUCAUCUAGUCUCGCUUGAUCGCGUAUCAAUUCUUGAGGUUGCCGAUACGUUUUCUGCGAAGAUUUUUGAGCAAGAGGAUCAAGUGCGAAAGGUGGCUGUUGCUUUGGAAUCUGUUAGAGAGGUUUCGAAACCAUGGUAUAUGAGACUAGGUUUUGCUGCAUGGCAUUUGCUCUGGCAUGUUUAGGACUGGGAUGGGAAAAUAAUAGCAUUUGCUUGGAGUUGCUCUCGGGAUAUGCAUGGAUGGCAAAAAGAUAGCAUCUGGGAUAGGUGUUCAGCAGAGAUACCCAUUGGCUUUCGCG
Messenger RNA from Mollisia scopiformis, 1761 nucleotides. RefSeq lists its product as uncharacterized. The transcript has a single exon. Gene Ontology annotation, molecular function: RNA polymerase I core promoter sequence-specific DNA binding; TBP-class protein binding. The record is from RefSeq and is a predicted model, not a curated record. Lineage: Eukaryota; Fungi; Ascomycota; Leotiomycetes; Helotiales; Mollisiaceae. Gene Ontology annotation, cellular component: RNA polymerase I core factor complex. The coding region runs from base 174 to 1457 and encodes 427 amino acids. Gene Ontology annotation, biological process: nucleolar large rRNA transcription by RNA polymerase I.